Molecule: messenger RNA, 870 nt
Organism: Trichophyton verrucosum HKI 0517
Lineage: Eukaryota; Fungi; Ascomycota; Eurotiomycetes; Onygenales; Arthrodermataceae
Product: oxidoreductase, short chain dehydrogenase/reductase family
Exons: 3
Coding region: 1-870 (289 amino acids)
Source: RefSeq, a predicted model, not a curated record
AUGACAUCUACGCAGGAUCUCACUCAAAACCGACUCUUCGAUGUCAAGGGAUUCAUUGCGGUGGUGACAGGUGGUGGAUCCGGCAUUGGUUUGAUGGCAACCCAAGGGCUUGUAGCUGGCGGUGCACGCGUCUAUAUCGUUAGUCGCCGCAAAGAAGUCUUGGAUGAUGUGGCAAAGAAGUACUCGCAAAAAGGGCCAGGGGAGGUUUUUGGCAUCAAGGCGGACAUUAAUGAUCCCAACGAUAUUGAAAACCUCGCAAAGGAAUUAGAGGCCAGAGAACCGAAGGGAAUCAAUAUUCUUAUUAACAAUGCAGGAGUAACCCAAGAGGCAGAGAAAAAGGGUCAUGCAUCAUCGGUUGACUACCAUUCCGCGGACUCGGUGCGCUCCUGGCUUGAAGGCAAUGGAAGAGAUGUUUGGCAGCAAACGUUAGCUUCAAACUUGAUAUCACAUCAUUUUGUCACUGCAAGGCUUAUUCCGGCUCUAGAUAAGGGAAGUAGUAUCGUCCCAGGGCAUUCUUCUUCUAUUAUAAAUAUCUCCAGUAUCUCGGGGACGGUUAAAUCGACAUCAGCAGGCCAGUAUGCCUACGCCGCAAGCAAAGCAGCAUUCACGCAUCUGAGUCGCCAGCUGGCACACACACUAUAUCCACUCCGUAUUCGGGUCAAUUGCAUUGAGCCGGGUUUAUUCCCUAGCGAAAUGACUACCGGGGGCUCUGACGAGAAUCAAAAAUCAAAGAUAGAAGGCGCGGGCAGCAAAUUCCCAGCAGGUCGAACUGGCCAGGAAGCUGAUAUCGCAAGCGCUGUGUUAUACCUUGGCAGCCGUGCUGGCACAUUUGUUAAUGGAGAAACAAUUCACGUAGACGGAGGUAUGUAA